GUAUUAAAUCCACCUCUUUCAUAAAACCCAACUUUCCCAUUUGACUAUAAUUCACACAACUCUAAUUCCUUCUCUCUACCCUUUCUCUCUCUCUCUCUCUGUGCAAUGGAAAACGAUGAAGAAUGCAUCACUGGGUUGUGUUUGGGACUGGGAAUGGGAGGGCAUGUUCCUAAAAGGGCUAAGCAUAAAGAGAACAAGCCUGUGAAGUGCCUUGACCUAGCGUUUGAGCUUUGUCCAAAAGAAGAAGCCAUGAACGUGAAUCAUAAUAUUGAUUCUGAUAACCCCAAUGAAAAGAGCACCGAUUCUGAUAACAGCAACAACAACAACAACAGCGGUUGCAGAAAGAAACUGAGGCUUUCCAAGGAGCAAUCAGCCAUGCUUGAGAACAGCUUCAAACUACAUAGCACUCUUAAUCCGGUUCAGAAACAAGCACUUGCUGAUCAAUUGAAUUUAAAGGCUAGACAAGUUGAAGUUUGGUUUCAGAACCGAAGAGCAAGGACGAAGCUGAAACAGACAGAAGUGGACCGGGAGUUUUUGAAAAAGCACUGUCAAAAUCUAAGUGAUGAGAACAGACGAUUGAAGAGGGAAUUGCAGGAACUACGUGCACUUAAGGUUGGACCGUCGCAGUUAUGCAUUCAACUAUCCAAAACUACGACUCUGACUAUGUGUUCUUCGUGCGAGAAACUAGGAAAGAACAAUAUAGAGUUAGAGGGUAGAAAUUAAUUAAAUUAAAUUGAUAGGUAUAUUGAUCGAUCAUUAGAUGAAAAUAUUGGAAUAUAUCAUAUGGAGCAUCCAUUUUCUGAUUACAAGGAAAGACACAAGUACAUAUUA
Cajanus cajan (pigeon pea) is the source of this 831-nucleotide messenger RNA. Its product is annotated as homeobox-leucine zipper protein HAT22. Gene Ontology annotation, biological process: regulation of DNA-templated transcription. The record is from RefSeq and is a predicted model, not a curated record. Gene Ontology annotation, molecular function: sequence-specific DNA binding; DNA-binding transcription factor activity, RNA polymerase II-specific. NCBI's taxonomy places the organism in Eukaryota, Viridiplantae, Streptophyta, Magnoliopsida, Fabales, Fabaceae.